Messenger RNA from Seminavis robusta, 1014 nucleotides. Lineage: Eukaryota; Bacillariophyta; Bacillariophyceae; Naviculales; Naviculaceae. The record is from the annotation of a GenBank genome assembly.
AUGUCUUUGGGUUGCAUCCUUUGGACUUAUCUGAACCAAAAGAAGUUUGUUGUGUCGGCAGCUCAACCCAUCUUCUUGUAUCAGUUGUGCAUGGGAUGCAUUGUGAUGGCAACUGCCAUUUUCCCUCUCAGCAUGCAAGGAAAAGAAUCUACUCCUCAACUGGACAAGGCAUGCAUGUCGAUUCCAUGGCUGCUCUUUCUUGGCUUUGUAAUCUCAGUUUCAGCCAUCCUAGCAAAGACGUGGAGACUUGAAAAACUAGUUGGUUCAGCCCAUGGGAUGCGCCGUGUCAAGGUGAAGGCAAGAGAUGUGAUGAAACCAUUCAUUGCACUGAUGGUGUGGAAUGUGGCCAUGCUGAUUGGAUGGACAAUUGUGUCUCCUUUGAAGUAUGUAAGGACUCCUACAAACAACUUUGACAUUUUUGGCCGGAGUUUAGAGUCUUAUGGCAGAUGCGAAAGUUCCGACAGUUGGGUCUACCUCUUCGCAGGCCUAGCCUGCGCUGCCAACACUUGUGGAGUCCUCUUUGCUGCCUAUAAAUGCUACGAGGUCAGAAAUGUCACUGUCUACUUUUCAGAAACAACCUACUUGACUUGGAGUAUGGCCAGUCUCACGGAGACACUCCUUCUGGGUGCUCCAAUUUUGGUAGUUGUCAAGGAUGAUCCUUCCGCAUUCUUCCUGGUGGCAGCAUCAUUGAUCUGCGUGUGUUGUUGGGCAUUCUUGCUGCCUAUGUUUGUAUCCAAAUUGUUCCACAAGAACUCCAACUACAAGGAUGCCAAGAUUGAUGGCCAACGGAGACAGGAAGAACGGCUGUAUUCCGUUGCCGUUGGCGCGGAUUCCCAAUUUGAAGACGAAUAUGACGGUUCUGGCAGGAUCAAUAUUCGCCGAUUCGAUUCCACUGUCUCCUCGCAAUACAAAUCAUCUAACUGCAACAACUGGGGCGGCUCUUCCCACCACUCUGCCCGCAACUGUCCCCGGACAGAAAUGUCAUUGACCAGCCAUGAAGGAUUUCAACGAUGA